ACGCACCAGGGAACUAAUGAGUUGAAGUAAUGAUGAAUAAUAAAUUAGAUUUAUGAUAAAAACAUUAUGACUCAACAUGAAACAGUUAAUGAGAAAAUUGAGACUUCACAAAUUAAUGAUUUCUCAAAACAACUGAAUAAACUUUGUAAAGAAGAAUUACUUCUUAACAAUGACACCACCUCAGUCUCACUCUGACAAUAUUAGGAAAUCCAAUUAUUUAUAAUUAAGUGUCAAUUGUCUCAUUAAUAGUUUCAUGGUCAUGUUCAACACAUUUUCUGUAUUCUCAUUAAUCGGUUCAUUAAAUAGUUGACUUGUUAAUUAUUUCAUUCAGACUGUACAAAUGUGUGGUCCUACAGGAAGGUCGCUUUUAUUUUGAAGUGACUAACGUAAUGCUUAACUCGCCUCUUGGUUCUGUCUGUUCUGCUGGUUCUGUUCUGAUCCAGGUCUGGACCAGGUCCUGGGUCACUUCAAUAAGGUCUGAUCUGUAACGUGUGUGUGCGUGUGCGUGUGUGUGUGUGUGUGUGUAGGCUGCAGCAGGAGCUCAUGACUCUGAUGAUGUCCGGUGAUAAGGGGAUCUCAGCGUUUCCAGAAUCAGAUAAUCUUUUUAAAUGGGUCGGAACCAUCAACGGAGCUCAGGGGACGGUGUACGAGGGCCUCAGGUACCGCCUGUCUCUGGAUUUUCCCGCCGGUUAUCCGUACCAGGCUCCUCGUGUGAAGUUUGUGACGCCGUGUUUUCAUCCCAACGUGGACGAGAACGGAUUCAUCUGUCUUGACAUCCUGAAGGAAAAGUGGUCGGCGCUGUACGACGUGCGCUCCAUUCUCCUGUCCAUCCAGAGCCUGCUGGGAGAACCAAACAACGAGUCUCCUUUAAACCCGACGGCAGCCGAACUGUGGGACGAUCAAGAAGCCUUUAAAGCUCAUCUACAUUCGACCUUCCAGAAGUGAAGCAGCUCCACAUCUUCUUCUUCCUCCUCCUCCUCUUCUUCAUCUCCCUCUCUUUCUGUCUGUUACGUCUGUUUGUACAGUAUUUUUAUGUUAAAUAAAGUUCUUAAUUCAA
This is a messenger RNA of Hippoglossus stenolepis (Pacific halibut), 1057 nucleotides long. RefSeq names its product ubiquitin-conjugating enzyme E2C (gene ube2c). The transcript is spliced from 5 exons. NCBI's taxonomy places the organism in Eukaryota, Metazoa, Chordata, Actinopteri, Pleuronectiformes, Pleuronectidae. Bases 544 to 945 code for a protein of 133 amino acids. The record is from RefSeq and is a predicted model, not a curated record.